CUUUGCCGAUCCGCACCCAAACCCUAAUCUUUCUAAAAAGUAAAACCCCGCAUCUCCCAUGGCCGCCGCCUCGCCGCCGCCCUCCCCGCCCCAUCCAAAGCGCCCCAAGAUGUCCUCCUCCUCCGACCCCGAGCCGGAGCCCACCUCGCUGUCUGCCGCCGGGGCCGAUCCCGGGCAGCCUCGCCGCCGCUACAAGCGCCGCAAGGUGGCCAUCAUCCUGGCCUACUGCGGCGCGGGGUAUCAGGGUAUGCAGAAGAAUCCGGGCGCGCGCACCAUCGAGGGCGAUCUCGAGGAGGCGCUCUACCAGGCGGGCGCCGUCCCGGAAGCCGACCGUGCCGCGCCCGCCCGAUACGAGUGGGCACGCGCAGCGCGCACCGAUAAGGGCGUGAGCGCCGCCGCGCAAGUUGUCUCCGGACGCUUCUACGUCGACCCGCCGGGAUUCAUCGACCGCCUGAAUGCGAAACUCGCGCCACAGAUCCGGGCCUUUGGCUACGUGCGCGUCACCAACUCCUUCAGCGCUAAGAAGUUCUGCGACCGCCGGAGGUAUGUGUACCUGCUCCCCGUCUUGGCGCUCGACCCCAGCGCACACCCAGACCGCGAGGCUGUCAAGGCAAGCGCGGGGAGUGAGAACCAACUUGCGAAGUGCGUGGAGUGCUCCGAGAGGGGGAGGAAGGUGCCAGAUAUUAUGGGCCGGGAGGGGAAGUUGCCCGACUCCGAGGAGGAGAAGGUUCUUGAUACGCCUGGAGAGGAAACUGUGGCCUCUCAUGGAGAAUUAGGGGAUGCAAAAUCUGUUCCAGCAAGCCCUGUUACUGAGACUUGUGAUGGCGAGACUAGGCUGGGGGGUGAUGUAAUGAUUGAUAUACCGAGCUCUGGUAAUGGAACAGAAGCUCAAAAUGCUGAACUGGGAUCAAAUGGGGCAGGAAAAUUUGAUAUUGAACCUGCACUUGGUACUUGCGAUUCUGAAGCUGUACCAACCAGCGCCAGUGAGACCAUCUGUUCUGAUUCAACCUUAGGUUCAGUUGAUGUCGUUGCUUCAGUUGUAGCUGAGAAGGAGAAUAAUUUUGAGCCUGCAGAUAGUGAAAAGGAGAGAAUGCAAGCUAUAAAUAUUCAGAAGGAGAAUGGAGAAGAAAGUCCCCUUCUGAAAAACACAUUUGCUUACACUGAUGAAGUUAAAGAGAAGUUCAAUAGGAUCCUCAAGCAUUAUGUUGGAACCCGCAAUUUCCACAACUUCACCACAAGAACUAAGGCUGAGGAUCCUGCAGCCAAGAGGUACAUCAUUUCCUUCACUGCCAAUAGCGUUGUUAGUCUGGAUGGGAUUGAUUUUGUCAGAUGUGAGGUUGUCGGGCAGAGUUUCAUGCUUCAUCAGAUCCGGAAGAUGGUUGGCCUUGCUGUAGCAGUGAUGAGGAACUGUGCACCUGAGUCAAUCUAUGACGUUGCCUUCCGCAAGGAUAUCAGACUUAAUGUGCCUACUGCACCCGAGGUUGGACUGCACCUUGAUGAAUGCAUGUUUACCUCAUAUAACUCAAAAUGGAUGGAUACACAUGAGGCAGUUUCAAUUGAACCCUAUGCUGAGGAGGCUGAAGAGUUCAAGAUCAAGUACAUCUUCCCUCAUAUUGCUGCAAUGGAACACAAGGAGGGAGCUGUAGCACUCUGGUUGCAUGCGUUGAACAGCAGAAACUAUCCAGAUUUCCGCUACAUGGAGACUGCUGGAUCUGAGGCAAAGGUUGGGGCUGAAGUUGAGAAUAUGGAAGAAGUGCAAAUGCCAAGUAAUAAUAUAAGCGAGUAACUUUUUGUAAGGAACAUGCAAGACCGAUGGAUAUUUCUGAUUGUCCUGUUCACCUGGAGAGUUAAAACAUUGCUUGGAAUAAAGACUGAAGAGAAAGGGUUGCUGCUCUUGUCCUAUGAAGUGCCGGCAUCAAAAUGGUCGGAAGCAUAGUUAUCUGCUUCAUUGUUAUCUUAAGACAAUAUCUGUUACAGCGGAGAUCAGCUUUCCCAGAUUAGAUAUUUUAAGAUUGAUAUGAUCUAUGUAAUACUUUGAGACAGUUUUGAGAGGGAACUAUGCCCCCUGGAAAAUACUUCAUUGAAUCCAGCAUGCAGUUCAAUAGGUUCUAUAUAUUGUAUGGCUUAGACCUGAAAUAUGUUGUUCUGGUCUUUAAUUCUUUUCAGGUUACAUUACAGUAUUAACAUUUUCUUUUUGUAAUCACACUGCAUUCGUCUUGGCAAGCUCCAGAUUGAUUAAGACUCAUGUCCAUUGCUAGGGAAA
Triticum dicoccoides is the source of this 2263-nucleotide messenger RNA. Its product is annotated as tRNA pseudouridine synthase A-like. The transcript is spliced from 2 exons. Gene Ontology annotation, biological process: tRNA pseudouridine synthesis; mRNA pseudouridine synthesis. The record is from RefSeq and is a predicted model, not a curated record. The coding region runs from base 59 to 1786 and encodes 575 amino acids. Gene Ontology annotation, molecular function: pseudouridine synthase activity; RNA binding. Lineage: Eukaryota; Viridiplantae; Streptophyta; Magnoliopsida; Poales; Poaceae. Gene Ontology annotation, cellular component: nucleus.